This is a messenger RNA of Chaetomium globosum CBS 148.51, 1443 nucleotides long. RefSeq lists its product as uncharacterized. The transcript has a single exon. NCBI's taxonomy places the organism in Eukaryota, Fungi, Ascomycota, Sordariomycetes, Sordariales, Chaetomiaceae. The record is from RefSeq and is a predicted model, not a curated record. Gene Ontology annotation, molecular function: acyltransferase activity, transferring groups other than amino-acyl groups. Bases 1 to 1443 code for a protein of 480 amino acids.
AUGGCGACAACGACAGUCAAGCCCAGCGUGCCAGUCGGCGAGGAGGUUAUUCACCUCUCUGCUCUGGACCAACAAGCCCAACGGCACUAUGCGAAACCAUUGCUGUUCUUCGAGCUCGAUCACGAGGGGCCAAACGAUCCCGUCCUCGAGCACCUCAAAAAAAGCCUGUCCGUCGCCCUGAGCGAGGCACCUGACUUUGCCUCAACCGUUGCACCUCUUCCUGGCUCGACGAGGAAGGAACUUCAGCUUCAAUUGAAUCCGAAAUCUGGGGCGUCAUGGAGAGUUUUCGACCAUACGGCCGAGGUCAACAAGGGCGCUUGGUCAUAUGGGUCAUUUCAAGAAUUGGCGGCCAAGCACUUUUCCCUCUCUGACGUGCCGACCGAACUCCUAGUGGACUCGACACUAGUCGACAUUCCUGAGGAUGUACAGGAGCUCCCGGCUCUCAGCAUCCAGCUAAACCUGAUCAAAGGCGGCAUUAUUCUUGCCAUCUGCUGGCAUCACACCGUCUCCGACGCACGGGGGUUCAACGUGCUGCUCAACUCAUGGGCCCGUCAUACGAAAGAGUCAAUGUUGCGUGGCGAGCCCGACGACGCCAUCAUCCCGGCGGAGGAGGCACGCGAUCGCUGGCGCCUCGACCACGGAGCCGCCAACGCAACCAUCGCCCAGAUUCCCGAGUAUGUCGUCGAUGCCAACGCGCGGUCUCCACGCUCGGCUGCGUCGCUGCAUCUCCUGGAUCGCGAGGAUCCGCUCGGUGCGCCUUUCCAAAUAAGCACCUGGUAUCUUAGUUCGGAAUCUCUCCAAAGCCUGCGCGACUCGCUCGGAGCAGACGGCAAUUCGGGCGCCUUUACGCCCGUCGAGGCCGUCAGUGCCCUUUUCUGGAAGCAUAUCAGCCGGGCGCGUGGGCUCCUCGACCGCAGCGAAGAAGGAGCAACAUCCUUGUUCACAACCCGUCUCGAGUUCCGCGCGCGUCUAUUACCCCCUCUAAGCGGCGACUACAUCGGAAAUAUCUGCGAGCCAAAUGCCCACGCGCGGCUUCCCCUCUCGGAACUCUGCUCGCCCGCGACGGGAACAUCGCUGGCCAAGGUGGCGUCCGCCAUCCGCGCGGCCACCGAGGCUGUCGACGAUGCCGCCGUGCGUACCUACAUCGGCUUGAUCAACACGCUGCCUGCUGUCACGGACUUGACAUGGAAUUACAACGGCUUUCCUGGCCCCGACUUUGGCGUCACGGACGUGUCGGGCUUGGACAUUUGCCGCACGGACUGGGGUCCGUCGCUGGGCGCCCCGGUCUGUCUUCGCUUGGCCUAUCGUGAGGGAGGGCUUUUGUAUCUGUUUCCCAUUGACCCGCAGGGUGGGUUGGAGGUCCAGGCGCUUUGUGAGCCCGACGCGCUGGAGAAGUUGAAGGCGGAUGAAGGACUGGCUAAGUUUGCGACUUUCAGGGGCUAG